AUGGAGCGUUGGGGGUGGGUUGAGGGCGGCAAUGGGUGGGUUUGGAGACGGCGGUUGCUAGCCUGGGAGGAGGAGAGUAUGAGGGAGUGUAUCACUUUACUGGAUAACAUUGUUUUGCAGGUUCAUAUUCAGGACCGUUGGCGGUGGUUACUAGAUCCUGUUCAUGGAUAUAGUGUUGAUGGGACUUAUCGUUUUCUCACAAAUUUGGAAGUACAGGUGGCUAAUGAUGCUUUUAUUGACGUGUGGCACAAAUUGGUUCCGACAAAAGUGUUGCUUUUUGCUUGGCGGCUGCUUCAAGAUAGAAAUCCUACAAGAGCAAACUUGGUGCGUCGUCUCAUUCUUCAACCAAACGACAAUUUGUGUGUUGGAGGGUGUGGACUAUCCGAGACGACGGGUCAUCUCUUCAUCGGAUGCGAAUCUUUUGGUAGUGUUUGGGUUUUACUUUGUCACUGGCUUGGGUUUUCUUUUGUUCCUCCAGGUUCUAUUAAGGAUCAUUACAUUCAGUUUACUCAUUUGGCGGGUUUGUCUAGAUCUACUCAUGUGUUUUUUAAGGUUAUAUGGCUUGCUUGUGUUUGGGCAAUAUGGAAGGAGCGAAACAACCGUGUUUUCAAUGAUACGGUUAUUGAUCUGUUACAUAUUGUUGAAAAAGUUAAGUUAAAUUCUUUUCUCUGGCUUUCUUCGAAUAUUGAGCCUAUUGCUUUCGGCUUUUACGAUUGGUGGAGACAUCCCCUUUAUUGUAUGGGUGUGAUUUAA
Medicago truncatula (barrel medic) is the source of this 753-nucleotide messenger RNA. RefSeq lists its product as uncharacterized. The record is from RefSeq and is a predicted model, not a curated record. NCBI's taxonomy places the organism in Eukaryota, Viridiplantae, Streptophyta, Magnoliopsida, Fabales, Fabaceae. The transcript has a single exon. The coding region runs from base 1 to 753 and encodes 250 amino acids.